Messenger RNA from Dictyostelium purpureum, 1077 nucleotides. RefSeq lists its product as uncharacterized. Gene Ontology annotation, cellular component: mitochondrion. The transcript has 2 exons. NCBI's taxonomy places the organism in Eukaryota, Evosea, Eumycetozoa, Dictyosteliales, Dictyosteliaceae. Gene Ontology annotation, biological process: phosphatidylethanolamine biosynthetic process. The record is from RefSeq and is a predicted model, not a curated record. Gene Ontology annotation, molecular function: phosphatidylserine decarboxylase activity. Bases 1 to 1077 code for a protein of 358 amino acids.
AUGACAAAAAGCAGAAAAUUACAAUCACCACAUAUUACAACAGCUUCUACUAUUACUACAACCACAACUACAACAACAGUAAAGCAAGAUGGUAUUGCAAAAAAAAUAUUAAAAACAUCAGCAUCAAGCAUUAAAACAGUACAUGCAGGUGUAAGAUCAGUAUUAAGACAUGUUCCAAUCAAGAAACCUCCACAAGUUGUAAGAUGGGAUUUUUUAGGUGUUGGAUUAUCAUAUAUGUGGGGUAAAAUUAAUAGAAAACAUUUACCAGUAUUCAUGAGAAAACCGCUUUAUCAAGCAUGGAUUAAUAUUUUUAAAUGUAAUCAAAGUGAAAUUCCAGCCCCACUUGAAAGUUAUCCAUCAUUAGCAGAUUUCUUUUCAAGACCGAUUAUAGAAGGAGCUAGACCCAUUUCAAAUGAAGGUACAGUCAGUCCAGUAGAUGGUCGUGUUUUAGCAUGUGGCGAAAUUAAAAGCGAUCUUGUUGAACAAGUUAAAGGAGUAACUUAUUCAAUUUCCCACUUUUUAGGUUGUGAUCCACAAACUUUAUUAAAAAACAAAGAUUCAAAACUUUAUCAUUGUAUUUUAUAUUUAUCACCAGGUGAUUACCAUCGUAUUCAUUCUUCAGAAGAAUGGUCAAUUCAAAAUCGUCAACAUUUUCCAGGUACAUUAUUCCCAGUUAACAAACCAUUUUUAAAAUUAAUCCCAAGUUUAUUUGCAUUAAAUGAAAGAAUUGUACUUACAGGUGAAUGGCAACAUGGUUUUUAUUCUUUAACAGCUGUUGGAGCAUAUAAUGUUGGAUCUAUAUCAUUAAACUUUGAUGAGGAAACAAGAACAAAUUGUAUUACUAGAGAUUUUAGAUGUAAAAAUUUAGAAUAUUUCUCAUGGAAUGGCGUUGGUACCCAUUCUUAUGAUUUAACAUACGAAUCCCCAAUACCUCAAGAAAGAGGUCAAGAAAUAGGUCAAUUCCAUCUAGGUUCAACCGUAGUUUUAAUUUUUGAGGCCAAAGAUUUCGAAUUUACAAUUAAACAAGGCGACUAUUGUAAAAUGGGUUCAUUAAUUGGAAAAGAAAAAAUUAAUUAA